Ruditapes philippinarum (Manila clam) is the source of this 2081-nucleotide messenger RNA. RefSeq lists its product as uncharacterized. The record is from RefSeq and is a predicted model, not a curated record. Bases 307 to 1191 code for a protein of 294 amino acids. NCBI's taxonomy places the organism in Eukaryota, Metazoa, Mollusca, Bivalvia, Venerida, Veneridae. The transcript is spliced from 7 exons.
UUCAUGCGAGAUGUUUACAUGAAUAAGAAAAUGGGUCGUUAUUUUAAUUUUCUUUCAAAAAGAAAAGGCUAUUUGUAUUGUUCUAGGAAAUUUGGAUCGGUCUAAAAUUACGAAAUUCGUGUAUAGUGUAGUUAUUGUUUAUAGUAUUUAAGAUAUAUAAAGACAGGGGUCAGGAUACUUAGUUACAAGUACAUUUUUUUGUACCUCAAUUACACUCUUCCGGAUUAGGAAGUACGUAAAGAAAAUAUUUACGAAACAUUUUUGUACAUAUCAAAUCAGUGAUUUAUUUUAUUGUAAGGAUUAAGGAUGAAAUAUUCAUUGACACCGGAUGAAAUGAGGAGCAACAUGUCGAGUUGGUCAUUGAAAGGAUUUGAAGAUUUUAGUGCAGAAUCAAUUUGCAGGAGUUCAGACUUUGUGACACGAAAUUUGGUAACGCCGGCAGUAGAAGCCACAGUGCGUCUUUUCCUGAAGAACUGUACACCGGAGUCGGAGCCAAUACUUGCACCAGACUGGUCCUUGUGCACGCCGGAACAUGACUUCGAUUGUAAAAGUAUACUUUCGUACACAAGCCUGUGUAAAUCUUAUCGUGAAUCUUCAAGUUGUGUCUAUUCUACAACCACAAUGAAGUCUACCUCCAUGGAACAAUUGAUGAAUGACACUACAGGUGUCCUAAUACUCGUGGGGCUCGUGUUUAUAGGAAUCUUACUGGGCGUGGCUUCAACAAUUGCAGUGUGUUUAAUUUGGCCGCAGACUCAUAGAUGGGCGAACUCGAAAUUACGGAACACGGAAGAUUACGAGAAGAAAUUUAGACAAUCUGUCACCAGUGAUUAUUAUACAGCCAUUGACAACAACAUCGCAUUGCAGAUACGGCCGCCGCCACAUACGCCUGUUUUAACUUCAUCAUCGUCGGGAGACAAAAGCCAACCUCUCACGCGUCUAUCAGCAAACCGUGAUUUUGAGGACACUAACUACACUGAUCCAGCAGCGAUAGAGACACGUACACCGUACUCUGGUGUACAACCAGGAACAUCGGAAGAGUUUCCCGAGAUAAAUGAAGCCGACGAGACUUAUGAACCCCUAAGUAGAAAUAAUACCCACAAUCAGAGUCACAAUUACGCGCAUAUUGACCAAAAAUCACCAACCUCGCCGACUAGUGAACAUUCAUACUUUGUCUUGGAGAAACCCACUUGAGAAAUCACUAAUUUAGAUCACUGACUAUUUGAGAGUAUUUAUGUACCAAAUAUUUGACAGGGUAUAGGACAAUUUAAAGGGCUUUGAAAGUAAAUACAUGUACUUCGAAACUUGUGCUUUGAACGGAUAUCUUUGAAACAUUGGUAUUAGAAGUUUACGAAAAAAAGUGAUUGCGUAUAUUAAUAUCAGCUAUUACUUGAGCUUAAGUAUUCAUUAGUAUAAUUAAAAUGAGUUUGUGUCCCAUUGAGACUUCUUAUUGUGCAUAACAAAGUAUUAUAUCAGAGAACUAAAUUGGCAUACACGAUGUUCAGUUCAAUGUCAUAAAUAAAAUGAUACAUAUAAUUAAGAGCUAUACAAGCUUGGUUUUUGUAUCUUUUAUACAAAUAGUAAAAUAAUUCUGAAAUAUAUUUGGUUAAUUGUAAGAAACAUACCCCGUCACUCGUACCGUGUGUAUUUGGUUUUGCCACGACAUGGGUUUUCAGUACUACAUGUAAUUACAUUACCGUGGAAUUUUUAUUAUUGCGUCUUAAGAUUGCCCGCAUAACGAGACAUUCUUAACACCGCACUGAUUACUCUUAAGCCCCUAUCUGAAAUAUGGCGGAAAUAACUGAACAGUUACGAAUACAAUGUCAGACAGUAAUUAUAUAUGUGUUGACAGUUUAUGAAUGUUAAACUUAAACCGAAGGUGUAAAAAUAUAAUGAUUAUUGUGUUUUCUUCAACAUGCAACAUGAAAAUUGUAUAAUAUAUUAUAUGUAUUUAUGAAAAAAUGACAGAAAUCGGGUAAUUGAUUGCAAAUUGGAUAUUAUUCACUCCUUUUUAGUUAUACUUUUUUAUGAAAAUUGUACAUUAAUUUUGUUAUUUUAUCUGAUGAAUAAACGCAUAAUAAGUA